Messenger RNA from Sorex fumeus (smoky shrew), 2614 nucleotides. It is a transcript of the gene EZH1, whose product is annotated as enhancer of zeste 1 polycomb repressive complex 2 subunit. Lineage: Eukaryota; Metazoa; Chordata; Mammalia; Eulipotyphla; Soricidae. Bases 140 to 2383 code for a protein of 747 amino acids. Gene Ontology annotation, biological process: chromatin remodeling. The record is from RefSeq and is a predicted model, not a curated record. Gene Ontology annotation, molecular function: protein binding; histone H3K27 methyltransferase activity. The transcript has 21 exons.
GGCGCGGGGCGGGGCGGGUCUCGGCGCGGGGGCGGGACUCGGCGCGCAGGCGUGCUGGCGGUGAGUCCUGCGGCUCGGGAUGGAGGAAGGCAUAUCAUAAAACCUGACACUGCUGUACUCCUGGAGAUUAUAUAGCAAAAUGGAUAUACCAAAUCCUCCAACUUCCAAAUGUAUCACUUACUGGAAAAGAAAAGUCAAAUCUGAAUAUAUGCGACUUCGACAACUCAAACGGCUUCAGGCGAAUAUGGGUGCAAAGGCUCUAUAUGUAGCAAAUUUUGCUAAGGUUCAGGAAAAGACUCAGAUCCUCAAUGAGGAAUGGAAGAAGCUCCGCGUCCAGCCGGUUCAGUUGAUGAAGCCUGUGAGUGGACAUCCUUUUCUCAAAAAGUGUACCAUAGAGAGCAUUUUCCCGGGCUUUGCAAGUCAACAUAUGUUAAUGAGGUCUCUGAAUACUGUCGCCUUGGUUCCCAUCAUGUAUUCCUGGUCCCCUCUCCAGCAGAACUUUAUGGUCGAAGAUGAGACCGUGCUGUGUAAUAUUCCCUACAUGGGAGACGAGGUGAAAGAAGAAGACGAGACUUUCAUCGAGGAGCUGAUCAAUAACUAUGAUGGGAAGGUUCAUGGUGAAGAAGAAAUGAUCCCCGGAUCUGUCCUCAUUAGUGAUGCUGUUUUCCUGGAGCUGGUUGAUGCCCUGAAUCAGUACUCGGAUGAGGAGGAGGAAGGGCACAACGACACCUCAGAUGGAAAACAAGAUGACAGCAAAGAAGAUCUGCCAGUAACGAGAAAAAGAAAACGGCAUGCGAUAGAAAGCAACAAAAAGAGUUCGAAAAAACAGUUCCCAAAUGACAUGAUCUUCAGUGCAAUUGCCUCGAUGUUCCCUGAGAAUGGCGUCCCGGAUGACAUGAAGGAGAGGUACCGAGAGCUCACCGAGAUGUCGGACCCCAACGCUCUUCCCCCCCAGUGCACGCCCAACAUUGAUGGCCCCAACGCCAAGUCUGUGCAGCGGGAGCAGUCGCUACACUCCUUCCACACGCUCUUCUGCCGUCGCUGCUUCAGAUAUGACUGCUUCCUCCACCCUUUUCAUGCCACCCCUAAUGUAUAUAAACGCAGGAACAAAGAAAUCAAGAUCGAACCGGAACCCUGUGGCACAGACUGCUUCCUCCUGCUGGAAGGAGCUAAGGAGUACGCCAUGCUCCACAACCCUCGCUCCAAGUGCUCUGGUCGUCGCCGGAGAAGGCACCACGUGGUCAGUGCCUCCUGCUCCAACACUUCAGCCUCUGCUGUUGCAGAGACUAAAGAAGGGGACAGCGACAGGGACACGGGCAACGACUGGGCCUCCAGCUCUUCAGAGGCUAACUCCCGCUGUCAGACCCCCACCAAGCAGAAGGCCAGCCCAGCGCCCCCCCAGCUCUGUGUUGUUGAGGCACCCUCCGAGCCUGUGGAGUGGACGGGGGCCGAAGAAUCCCUUUUUCGAGUCUUCCAUGGCACUUACUUCAACAACUUCUGCUCCAUAGCCAGGCUCCUGGGGACCAAGACGUGCAAGCAGGUCUUCCAGUUUGCCGUCAGAGAAUCUUUGAUCCUGAAACUGCCAACCGAUGAACUCACGAACCCCUCACAGAAGAAGAAAAGAAAGCACAGGCUGUGGGCCGCGCACUGCAGGAAAAUCCAGCUGAAGAAAGACAACAACUCCACGCAGGUGUACAACUACCAGCCUUGCGAUCACCCAGACCGGCCCUGCGACAGCACCUGCCCCUGCAUCAUGACUCAGAAUUUCUGUGAGAAGUUCUGCCAGUGCAACCCAGAUUGCCAGAAUCGCUUUCCUGGCUGUCGCUGUAAGACGCAGUGCAACACCAAGCAGUGUCCCUGCUACCUGGCCGUGCGGGAGUGUGACCCUGACCUGUGUCUCACCUGUGGCGCCUCCGAGCACUGGGACUGCAAAGUGGUUUCCUGCAAAAACUGCAGCAUCCAGCGGGGCCUCAAGAAGCAUCUGCUGCUGGCCCCCUCGGAUGUGGCCGGAUGGGGCACCUUCAUCAAGGAGUCGGUGCAGAAGAACGAAUUCAUUUCUGAGUACUGCGGUGAGCUCAUCUCUCAGGAUGAGGCUGACCGGCGGGGGAAGGUCUAUGACAAAUACAUGUCCAGCUUUCUCUUCAACCUCAACAACGAUUUUGUAGUGGAUGCCACGCGCAAAGGAAACAAAAUUCGAUUUGCAAACCAUUCGGUGAAUCCCAACUGUUACGCCAAAGUGGUCAUGGUGAACGGGGAUCAUCGGAUUGGGAUCUUCGCCAAGAGAGCAAUUCAAGCUGGGGAAGAGCUUUUCUUUGAUUACAGGUACAGCCAAGCCGACGCCCUCAAGUAUGUGGGGAUCGAGCGGGAGACCGAUGUCCUUUAGCCCUCCGGGGUCCCCCGCCAGCGCUAUGGUAGCGGCACUGUUUUUGCUUUCCUGCCCCUGCCCACCCCUGCUGGACUUUCCCGCACUGCCCCCACUAAGUGACCCCACCACCGCCUCUGCCCCGAGUGUGGACAGAGAGCCGGCAAUAGAGGCAGCCAGGGCCGGGCUUCCCACAGAGGGGACCCAGGACCGCAGGACCCCGAGGACUGAUGCUGGCUUUCUUGGCUGCUA